AACAGAAGAGAAUGGAGACUAAACUCAAUCCUUCCAAUGACCCACCACCUUAUCAAACAUUUCCCCAGCCCGGUCAACAGGUUCCUCCCAGUUCCUACCCAGCACAAGCUCCACCAAAAUAUGAACCUGGGCCUACAUCAUAUCCACAGAACCCUGGUUCAUACCAACAGGGGACACCAGUGGUAACUUCACAGCCAGUUGUGUAUCUUCAGGACCAGUCCUUUAACACUUUCAGUAAGCCAAUGGUGUGUCCAUAUUGUAGCAGCCAGAUUUCCACGUCAGUGGAGUAUGAGUCAGGUGCUCUUACCUGGCUAUCAGCAGGCAUACUUUGUAUCUUUGGAUGCUGGCUUGGCUGCUGUUUGAUUCCCUUCUGUAUGCCUGAUCUACAGGAUGUCAAACACACCUGUCCAAACUGCAAUAAACUUGUUGGUGUUUACAGAAGAAUCUGAAUACUAUGGUGGAACAGGAACAGUCUUUGUUAUUUAGAGUUUCAAUAUCGGUGAUGUGUUUUUAAUUCAUUGUUGAGGGUAAUAGUGAAACUUUUUUUUGUGGAAGAAGAAUUUAAUUUGUAAAGUAUUGUUUCAUUUUCUUAAAAUCAUCAUGGAUUUUGUGAAAUGUUUUUAACACUGGCUCCAAAUUUUAUAUUUUUUGCAAGCAAUUAGGUAAAAUCUGAAAAUAUUGAGGUAGGAGUUUUGGUUUAAUGUAGAUGUAUUUAAUUUCAUCUUUGCAUUAAACUUCAUCAUUUUCAUGUCAAAGAAAAAACAACGAAAUUAAAUCCAACAAAAAUUAUUUUGUUAAAUUUCAGAAAUUCAUUUCUUAAAGUCUGAAAUACAUGCAUAUAUGUUUCUGUUAUCUGUAGUCUUUUGUAAAACCACACAAUUUAUCUGAUCUGUUAUCAUUACACUUUGUUCAGCUGUUGUAUGCUGUAAAAAAAAAUUAUCAUUCAUUUAAUCAAUGAAAAAUACACAGGUGCAAAUAAAUACAUGUGCAAUGAAAUAUGCUAUCUGAUCAUGAUCACUCAUGCCGACAGAGCAUCUAACGACCAUUAGGACUCAAGGAAUGGAUGUUAAUGGUGUCGUAUGUCCACAUCAAGUUAUCAAAAUAUAGCCAUAAACACUUAAGUUUUUCUCUGCACCUGCGAACUUUGGUCCAUGUAGAAACCAUAAUUAUUUGCUUGUUCAUACAUGUACAACAUGGCUUGAUUAUCUCGUGAAUUACAUCCUCAGUAGACCACCAAUAGGAUUAGUUACGCUCCAUUGCACAUGGCUCUUGAGAAUUUAAUUCCAAAUUGUAAAAUACUAUUUGGUACAUGUACAUGAUUUUGCGACAAUUUAUGAUAGCUUUAUGAGCAUAAAAUUUAUGCUAUUUACUUAACCAUUGCAAAUUUUAACAAGGAUUUAAACAGGUGGUGAUCAAUGAUACAUAUUGAAGAAAUUAAGAUAAAGUUAAUAUAAUUGAAUUGUAAACAAAAUAGCUUAUGUUCAACAAUUUGAUUUGUAACUAUAUAAGCUAAAAAGGGUAACCAUCAAGUAUUGAUUUGUCUUUUAAUGGGUGUUAACAACAGUAUAUGAAUAUGCUUCAUUAAACUAUCGGUAUAUGAUAUAUGUAUGGUAUAUUCAUGUAAGUGACAAUAUUUACAAUUUGAAGUGUUUUUGUUUUUUAAGGGAUAAAAAAAACAAUGAAAAUUAAGCAACAGGAAAUCAUGUGCAAUGCAAAAACAAUGAUUUUUUUUCCGUAACAAAAUAAAGUACGUCUUGGUAUUUUUCAGAUCAUUCAUUACUUAUAAUAAUAUGAACAGUGAAUUAAGUCCCAGCCAUUUAAAAUGAAGUUUUAUUGGUAUAGAGCUAAAUUAAGUUUUCAGAGGACCCCCAUUCAGGUAAUCCUGAAGUCAGUGUUUGUCAGAUUAUAUUCAAUCAUUAGUUGAAUGUACAGACAGAAUAUAUAAUCAGUUACAUAAUCUUCUGGAGGCAGAUUUUAAAGAAUAUUUUAAAGAAUUUAAGAAUAGGGAAUAAAUGACCAAAAGGGAAAACACAAAUAUUUACCUGUAAUUGCUGGAGGUUGUAUUAAUUGAUAAGAUGUAUCUUUCAAUUUGAAAUUUUAUGCCUCCUGAUCGAAAGAUCCCGGGGGUAAUUUUUUUUUGUCCUGUCUGUCUGUUUGUCUGUUGUCAACUUUAACCUAGCCCAUAACUAUUGUGCUGUCAAGGGUAAGGCUUUAAUAUUUGACAUGAGUGUUCAUUAUGACAAGACCUUUCCAUUGGUACAGAAAUUUUUGAUCAUGUGACCUCAACUGUGACCUUUGACCUACAUUUGAAAAACUUUAACAUUGGCCAUAACUAUUGCGCUGUAGUCUACGUCCCACUCCAGAAUUGUGUUACCAUCAGGGGCAUAGUGUUUCACAAACACAUCUUGUUUUUUUUCUUUUUUUGUAAUCUGUAAUUUCUAAAUAAUCACUAAUGAAAGAAAUUUAUAUUAAUUUUGGUUUUGUUAAAAAAACAUGUAAAUGUAUUGUUGUAAAUUACAGUCGAGAUUCUUUAAUCCAGACACUUGUGUUUCCAAGCAAUUGUCUGACAAUAUGACUGGAUUAAGAAAAGUCUGGAUUACUUAAACAUACUUCGUGUAUUGUUCUCCAAAAAUUUCUUCGGAGGGUGAAGAGUAUCUUUUUUUAACAAGGCUCCACUGUAUUUCAGAUGAUUUAUUAUUAGGCUAAUACAUAUAUACAUGUACAUUACUACAUAUAUAUAUAUAGCAACAAAAAUAUAAGUUUAACAUUUACAUGUAACUAGACACAAGCUGAUGUACAGAUAAUUUUUUUUUGUCAGAAAUAAAAUAUGCAGCCCAUGUAUAAAGAAUAUAUAACAUGUAUAAUGUAAGAAAAAUUAGAUUUCACUGAAUUUGGUGUAGUUUAUUGUGACUAUAUACCUGUACAUGUAAAUAUUCAUUGUUAAUUAUUUCACCGCCUUUUCAGUAAUCUCUGCCUAUUUAUUGCUACACUGGUGUUAAACAGUUGUUAUCUGUUUUCUGUAUUUUGAUAUUUUACGGAGUAUGUACUAUGUUAUUUGUUGUACAUGUUGUAGGAAUCACUCAUUUGCAAUGGUAUCUAUAAUUGUUUUUCAACUUUCAAACAAAUGCACCAUACAGUGUAUAUUUGUAUCCAAGAGUGAAGAUAUUCAUAACAGAAGAAAUUGUUAUAGAUAUUCAUAUAAUUUAUAAUUAUAUUUUAUCUUGAGUGACCAAAGACUCAAGAGAGCCUUUUCUGCUCAAAAUCUGUUGUUUAUAUAAUAAUCAAAAUUGCAUAAUAAGAAAUUUAUUUCUUGAAAUAUAUUUUUCCAUUCUUUGAAACAGAAAAAUAAAAUAAACUAAUAACUA
Messenger RNA from Saccostrea echinata, 3365 nucleotides. Its product is annotated as lipopolysaccharide-induced tumor necrosis factor-alpha factor homolog. Lineage: Eukaryota; Metazoa; Mollusca; Bivalvia; Ostreida; Ostreidae. The transcript is spliced from 4 exons. The record is from RefSeq and is a predicted model, not a curated record. The coding region runs from base 12 to 449 and encodes 145 amino acids. Gene Ontology annotation, molecular function: zinc ion binding.